AAAGAAAAUAAGAGCCGUCAUAGGGCUUCCUUUCCCAAGAACUACAUGCUUUGCUAUUCUAGGAAACAGCCAAAGGACAAGAGGCCGCUGAAGACAAAACUUCUCUGCAAAUGCCUGUACACAGAGAAAACCUGUGAAGUUUGAAUAAGCAGCCUUCCCAAGAUGUACGGAGUAUCUCCUCUGAUGUCAACACCGGCAGCAAGUUCCUCUGGGUCUGAAUCUAAGAGAGAAUAUUCUGGAAAACUGUCUCCCACAUGCACUUUCCCAAGUUUUGACUAUGACUUCCUGAACAGUGACAAUUCCUUUGAGUGCUGCUCCAUAGAUCCUCUGACAGGCUCUCUGUCUACCUGUCGCCGAAGCCCCAGACUGCUCUCUAAUGGCUACUAUGUUUGGACAGAAAACAGCUUCUUCUGUGACAAAGAUGGCACUGUGACUUUGAGCCCAUCCCAGACCAGGGUUCUGUACAAGGAGAACCUAGUCAGAAUCUUUAGAAAGAAAAAGAGAAGCCGCCACUCCUUUUCUUCUGUCUUCAAUCUCACUUCCCCUAAAUCCUGGCUGAAUGGCAGUAUCUUUGAUGAGGCUGACUCUUCCCCAGGUGGGGACAUCUGGUUGGAGCAAGUCAGGAGGCUGGAAACACACCAUCUCAGUGAAAGUGGGGGUGAUGCUGACUGUUCUCUGACCGGUGACUGGGAGUCUGAGGUGCUGAAUGCUGAAUUUGUGAAAGCCUCCACUUCCAGCUAUCCCAGCUCUCAGACUUCCAGAGAAAGCCCCCAGGAUUCAUCUCUUCAGUCUCAUUUGGGGUUGUCUGAACAUUUUCAAGGAAACCUUUCGGAUCAUUCAAAAACCACAUUGUUGCAAGAGGCCUUGCUUCAAGUCAUUUUUCUGGUUGCAUGCUUGAUAAUGUCUGCAUGUGCAAGGUGGUUUCUGGAAGGAGUGUCAGCCAGUGUCUGCACAUGCUCUGUGGUGAUAACUAUUGGUUAUGUUGGGAAAUCAUUGUUUCUCAGCCUUGCCAGGUAUUUCAAAGCCACCUCCUGUGCUUGGUUUGCGAAAAUUCAACAACCAUUUAGAAAAGUCUCUGAUUAAUGUGUCCAAUCUGAAUAUCUGGAAAUUAUCAAACUUGCAGUCUAUUUGGAACCAGCUCCUUUAUUGGAAGAGAGUGAGCAACUGGAUAAGUGAGAAAGGAAAAAAAAAAGCAUUGCAACUUGGCUGUGGAACUGUAAAAACCUUAGUUUUGUGUUCACCAAUGUAAUACAAUCAUGGAAACAAUAUUGAUGUGUUGGCAAAUACUUGCUGUCCAAAGAGAAAGGGCCAGGAAAUGUAGAGAACAAAAACUCCUGAAGUAACUGGCUCUCUAUUUUUCCCUAAGGAAAUAGCUUUCAAACAUGCAUUUUCAUUGGAGAAUUUUGUGCGGUGCUUAUAAAAAUGCAGAUCCCUGGGCUUGCCUGCAUGUGCCACUUUCAUUGAUCAAUGAACAACAAUCAACAUCUUCUUGAAAGUAAAUAAAUAAAUAUGGUUUGUAC
Molecule: messenger RNA, 1520 nt
Organism: Erinaceus europaeus (western European hedgehog)
Lineage: Eukaryota; Metazoa; Chordata; Mammalia; Eulipotyphla; Erinaceidae
Gene: TMEM71
Product: transmembrane protein 71
Exons: 10
Coding region: 163-1083 (306 amino acids)
Source: RefSeq, a predicted model, not a curated record